AUGGUUCAAGUUGCAGGAGAAAAGCCUCAUGCAAUGCUUGUGCCUUUUCCACUGCAAGGCCAUAUCAGUCCCAUGAUGCAGCUGGCGCAGAAGCUCGUUUCUCAUGGAUUUAUCGUUACAUUCGUCAACAAUGAGUCCAAUCAUUAUCUCAUAAUGGAAGCGCAGAAGAAGAUGGAAUUGACAAAUGCAAAUCCAGAAGAAAUCAGAAUGGUAUCACUACCGAACAACCUCCCGCAAGAGGUGCCGCAGGACGACGUUCUGAAACUGUUGGACUCGUCGAUUCAAACGCUCGCAUGCUCUCUGCAAAAACUUAUUCAAGAUAUCAACGAGAAAGAAGCGCGUAAGGUCACUUGUUUAAUUUUCGACCUGGCUUUUUUUUUCAUCAAGGAGGUAGCCAAGCAUUUCGAUAUUCCAUACGCUAUUUUUUCGCCGGUCUCUGUUGCGACCGCUGCCACCUGCCACAUGCUUUCAACAUUGAUCUCUUCAGGGAUCCUUUCUCUCAACGGUACAUCCUCUUCUCAACUUGUACGCUUCAAGCUUUACUUUUCACAGAUUCUCGAUCUGCAACUAAUUAGUGAGGUAAUUUGUGGUGGCAGGCACUACACAGAGAAACAAGUUCGGGAGGAUAUCAUUAUUUUUAACUAUUCCUACGAUCUGGAAGCUGCUGUUAUCAAGGAAUAUCUGGAGAAAGGAGUAGCUGUGUGUCCAAUAGGUCCUCUCAUUUGUCCACAAACGAGAGCCGCGUCCACCGUCUGUCCUCUACGUGUCAUUUGGGAGCACGGAAAUCUUAAACGAAAUGCAAUUGAUAGAGCUGUGCGCUCUGAUAUUAAGGCUGUCAUGUUUCCUCCGGGAUUCGUAGAGCGCGUGGGGGAUCGCGGAAGUCUCGUUUCGUGGGCUCCACAGCUUUCGGUUUUAUCGCAUCCUUCGAUUGUCUGUUUUAUUACUCAUUGUGGAUGGAUUUCAACAGUGGAGAGCAUUAGCAUGGGCGUGCCCAUGCUUUGUUGGCCUCACUUGAUGCACCAGUUCCUGAACUGCUCAUACAUUGUUAAUCACUGGAAAAUUGGGUUUGGAUUGGCGAGGAAUGCUCAAGGUAUAGUUGAAAAGGAGGUGCUUCAGAAGGCAGUGGAGAAACUCUUGAUUGAGAACGAGUGCGUUGAAAUGAAGAAAAAAGUAUUAAUGCUGAAGAACAACGUCAGGGUUUCUGUAAGAGAAAAGGGCUCUUCCUGCAUUAACUAUAACCGAUUUCUAGAGGCUAUGAAAAGCAAUCUUGAAUACAGAGAAAUUGUUAGAAGGUUCUGUGGAUAA
Molecule: messenger RNA, 1305 nt
Organism: Cryptomeria japonica (Japanese cedar)
Lineage: Eukaryota; Viridiplantae; Streptophyta; Pinopsida; Cupressales; Cupressaceae
Product: 7-deoxyloganetin glucosyltransferase-like
Exons: 3
Coding region: 1-1305 (434 amino acids)
Molecular function (GO): UDP-glycosyltransferase activity
Source: RefSeq, a predicted model, not a curated record